This is a messenger RNA of Schistosoma spindalis, 2199 nucleotides long. Lineage: Eukaryota; Metazoa; Platyhelminthes; Trematoda; Strigeidida; Schistosomatidae. The record is from the annotation of a GenBank genome assembly.
UGGCAUUAUGUACGAUUCUGUCCAUUUAAAAAGCAUAUAUGUCAGGUGUGCAACAAACGUGGACAUAAAGAAGGUCAUUGUCCACCGAAACAUACGUCUCAUCCCAAAAAGAAGCAUAAACGUUCCCGACAUGUGAAAUCAGCCGAGCCUAACUCCCUUUCUCUGGUAGCUGCCUUUCAAACAAACUAUGACAUUCGGAGAAAGUAUGUUACCAUCCAGAUAAACGGCAUAUCAGCUCGUCUUCAAAUUGACACGGCAUCAGAUAUCACCUUAGUAUCUAGAGAAACGUAUAACUUGCUGGGUAAACCGCCAAUGAAGCCAUCUAAGAAAACGGCCAAAAACGCAUCAGGUGGUGUGCUAAAACUGGUUGGUGAAUUACAGUGUGAAUUUUCCUUCAAUGGAACUAACUGUACAGGAAUAUGUUACCUAACAGAACGGCCAAACCUUGAUCUUCUUGGUCUAGAUAUGUUAGAUAAACUUGGAAUAAUGGAUGUACCGAUUAACAGUGUCUGCAACGUAUUGUGUUCAUCAUUAGACACCCCAGUACUUGCAAAGAAGACAGGUGAAAGGUUACUAGAAAAACUGAAAUAAAAGUUUGCCUCCAUAGCAGUAGACCCAGAAAUACGAAGUAUAAUGGCAGAUGCCAUUCGAAACACUCCAGUGUCGUCAGAUGAAGUCAGAGAAGAAACUCUUCGAGACCCGAUUCUACAAGAAGUUAGAAAGUUCCACCUGGAAGGAUGGCCCGCGAAGAUCAGUUCCACAGAGCUUCAACAGUUUUACCAGCGUAGACUCUCUCUCUCAAUCAUCGACGACUGCCUGCUGUUUGCAGAACGUGUCAUAAUCCCAAAGAAGCUACAACCAGCAGUGCUUGAACAGUUGCACGCAGGACAUCCUGGAAUAAAUCGCAUGAAAGCAUUAGCACGAAGUUAUGUAUACUGGCCGCAUUUAGACACUCAACUGGAGCAGCUAUCCCGUUCAUGUACCAAAUGUGCAUUAGCAACGAAAGCACCGCGAAAAGCAGAGCUGCAAUCAUGGCCAAUACCACAGUCACCGUGGCAGCGUAUACACUUGGACUUUGCUGGUCCACUUCAUGGACAAACUUACCUUUUGGUAGUUGAUGCAUAUAGCAAGUGGCCAGAAAUCUUUCUCAUGGAACACCCGACUGCAAGCUGCACAGUCAGUAAGCUACGUCAACUAUUCAGUCGUUUCGGAGUCCCGGAAUUGAUAGUUAGUGACAACGGAACACAGUUUACGUCCGUAAUUUUCUCACAAUUUUGUCGGCAGAACGGAAUCCAUCACGUCCGAACACCUCCAUUCCAUCCCCAAUCAAAUGGUCAAGUGGAACGCUUUGUGAGUACAUUUAAAAAUGCUCUAAAAAAAUCUAAAGGGGAGGGGACCAUCGAAGAGAUCUUAGAGAGGUUCCUGCUUAUUUAUCGCUCGACACCGAACCCUCAGACGAUUAAGGGGGUCUCUCCAGCAGAAGCUCUACUUGGCAGAAAAAUACGAACACAUUUCGAUGUCAUCCGUCCUACGCCAGCUCUUGAGCCUCAACGAAACCUAUCUAUGGAGAAUCAGUUCAAUCGACAUCAUGGGGCACAAAAACGGUUGUUCACGGUGGGACAAAAAGUACUUGCUAUGGACUAUCGUGAGAAACAUCCUACAUGGACAGCUGGUCGGAUCUUGAAAAAGAAGGGGAGUGUGGUUUAUGAGGUGUCAGUUGGCUCAGAAGUUUGGGUACGUCAUGCUAACCAAUUGAAAUCAACUUCGAUAGCCAGCAAUGAGAUUCAAUAUCGAUUACUUCUUGAUGUUCUGCUAGACACCUUUGAAAUCAAAACGCCUGGAACAGACAGGUCAGUUUCUGUGCAAGCAAAGAGUGAUACUUCUUUAUUGCCUAGACGAUGGACAAAUCGAAAGCACAGGCCAGUCACUCGGUUGCAGUUGGACCCUAGCACCAGAUCCUACGAAUCUGCUCAAAGGGGAGGUGUUAGUGGGACAUAGAUUGGAUUUAAGCAUGCUCAAUGUACGAUUGCUUUGGCGCACGCUGAUUGGCUGAUUCUUAUCCAAUCAGCGCUAGUCUAUACAUGGAGAAGCUUCUAGAUUCUUCUUAUGUAAAAAGCUAUAAAUAUACUAACGGUUUUCCUAUUUUGCUUCUUGCUUCACCUAACCUUGUUAUUUGGAAUAUAAUCUCCUUCCUGCUCA